AUGGAAUUAUUUUGUUUUUUAAAUUAUGCAAAUGAUUUUCUUGUUUUAUUUAUGAAUAUAAUAGGAUCAAUAUUCAUUUUAAUAAUUAGUCCAAUUUUAUAUUUAAUAAAUUUAAAAAGAAUUAAACAAUUUAAAAAAGGAAAAAAUAUUGUUAUUACAGGUGCAUCAUCAGGAUUAGGUGAAUCAUUAGCAUUAAAUUACUCAAAAAAUGCAGGUGUAAAACUUGGAUUAAUUGGUAGGGAUACUAAUAGAUUACAAAAAGUUAAAGAAGAAUGUUUAAAAAAUGGUGCUGAAUAUGUUGAAAUUGAAUCAAUUGAUGUUUCAAAUCAAAAAGAUAUGGAAAAUUUUUUAAAUGAUUUUAAUAAAAGAAUACCAAUUGAUAUAAUUUAUGCAAAUGCUGCUGUAAAUGAAUUGGUAUUACCAAGAGAAUUAAGUUUUACAGAAAGAGCAAAUAAAAUUGUUGAUAUUAAUGUUUAUGGAUUAUUAAAUACAGUUUUACCAAUGAUAUCAAUUUUUGAGAGUAGAAGUAGAGUUGUUAAUAAUAAUAACAACAGUGGUGAUGGUGGUGGUGGUGGUGGUCAAAUUGUUUUAGUAUCAAGUGUUGGACCAAUGACAAAUUUUGUAUUUCCAACUUAUAAUGGUACAAAAGCAUUUGUAACAUCGUUUGGAUUAACAUUAAGAAAUAGAUUAAUGGAACAAGGUAUUGGUGUUAGUGUUGUUGUACCAGGUUAUAUUGAAACUCCAAUGGCACAUGUAUUGAAACAAGAGAAAUUAAUGUUUUCUGUAACUCCUGAAUAUGCCGCUAGUAAAACAAUUGAAGGUGUACAAUUCAAUAAAGGUUUAAUCACAUUCUCAAGAUCAAUUUAUAUGAUGUCUGUUUUCUUUAGUUUAUUUCCACCAAAUUUUGCCAAAGAUUCAAUUGAUUUCAUAUUAUCCAAAUUUAUUAAUUUCCCUGAUCAUAAUAAACCAAUGUCACCACAAGCAAAUAAAAAAGUUGAUUAA
This is a messenger RNA of Dictyostelium discoideum AX4, 1002 nucleotides long. Its product is annotated as short-chain dehydrogenase/reductase family protein. The transcript has 3 exons. Bases 1 to 1002 code for a protein of 333 amino acids. The record is from RefSeq and is a predicted model, not a curated record. Lineage: Eukaryota; Evosea; Eumycetozoa; Dictyosteliales; Dictyosteliaceae. Gene Ontology annotation, cellular component: peroxisomal membrane.